AUGGCCGGGCAGGGGGCGGCGGGCACGGUGCGGGGCGGCGGCGGGAACGGCGGGAGCGCCGGGAAAGGCACCGCUGCCAAGGGGAGCGGGAGCGCCCUCCUCGCCCACCCCUACAUCUGCUCCUUCCCCGACUGCGACGCCACCUUCAACAAGGCCUGGCGGCUGUCGGCCCACCUCUGCCGGCACACGGGCGAGAGGCCGUAUGUCUGCGAUUAUGAAGGCUGUGGAAAAGGCUUCACGAGAGACUUCCACCGCGCCCGGCAUCUCCUCACGCACACCGGGGAAAAGCCCUUCGAGUGCACAGCUGAUGGAUGCAAUGCGAAAUUUGGAACAAAAUCAAACUUAAAGAAGCACACUGAGCGCAAGCAUCAAAAUCAGCAAAAGCAGUAUGUGUGCAACUUUGAAGGCUGUAACAAGUCUUUCAGGAAGCAUCAACAACUUAAAGUUCAUCAGUGUCACCACACCAAUGAACCUCCCUUCAAAUGUGAUAAAGAAGGAUGUGGAAAGGGCUUUUCUACUCCAAGUCGACUAAAGCGGCACGAGAAGACACAUGAAGGCUAUGCGUGCAAGAAAGAAAACUGCUCAUAUACUGCAAAAACUUGGACAGAGCUUCUGAAACAUAAUAAAGUCAGUCAUACAGAGCCGAUAGUUUGCAGCGAGUGCCACAAAACUUUCAAACGGAAAGAUUACCUCAAGCAGCAUCAAAAAACACAUGCUGUGGAGAGGGAAGUCUGCCGAUGCCCAAGAGAAGGAUGUGGAAGGACUUACACAACUUUAUUUAACCUUCAAAGCCAUAUCCUCUCUUUUCACGAGGAGAAAAGACCAUUCUCUUGUGAUUACCCAGGCUGUGGUAGGGUGUUUGCAAUGAAACAGAGCCUAGCAAGGCACGCAGUUGUACAUGAUCCUGAAAAGAGAAAGCUGAACUUGAAAGCCAAGCGUUCUCGUCCUAAGAGGAGCUUAGCCUCGCGUCUGAGCGGCUACAUUCCUCCUAAAGCACAGCCAGGAAAGGAUGCAGUUGUGACAGAAAGCGAGGCAAUAAGUAAGCUUGUGGAAAAUGAAAUACCAACUGUUGAAAUUCUGACUCUGCAGUAAAGGUUAACUGAGACAACAUUCUUCAUGGAAUGACCAAUGCAAAGCUUAACAAUAACUUUAUCAAGUUAAUAUUUUUAUUUUAUUUUUUAAUAAAUUAGUAUUGUUUAUACCGCUUCAUAAAGUCACUGAUGCAACUCAUUUGACUUCAGAUCUUCAUUUUCAUCUGUCUUUACUGUACUGUUUUUCUGGUUUUUCAUCUUCUGGUGUGCUUUCAACUCUUUGUCAGACAUGUGUCGCAAAAUACAGGCACUCACUCCUUCUCUAGUAACUUUUGGCUUGGAAAGAUAAGUGGCUUUCUCAGAUACAGUCUCCAAAAUUUGAUCAAAAAGCAUGGACUAAAAGGGAGGAGAAAAAUAGGACUAAAUCAAUGCACAAGUACAGGUAGAAAAAUAUUUCCAGCUGUUCUGUAAUGACGUAUCUCCUGCUUUUGGUUUAGCUGUUAGCUGAAACAACCUAGUUGGGAGUCCUGGUUUGAGCAGUUCAGCUUGUCCUUUCCUAACUGUUCUUUACUCAUAAGCAAGUUUAGGAAAGUCACAAAGGAGGGAUUAAGCCAUUUCCUAGCAUUCCAGCUGAACUCACCUUGUUUUGCUCUUUAUAACCACUCAUGAGAGUGGUCUGCAUCUGACUCCCACCCCCAUCCUCCUAUUCCACUAGAUUCAGACACAUUAUUAUGGGGCUUUCCUCUUGAGGAGCAGUAUUGUACUAAGGUUAGCAGAACCUGGUUGCAUUGAACUGAGGGAUAACGGUGCAUUCAUGUAACAGGGUGAACUCCUAAGCUCAUAAUUAAACUUUUAAAUUUAAGGACAGUGUAAAUCUGGACUGGGUCAUGAAGCGUUCUGCUCCCUCCCAUAAUCAGUUCCUCCUGUUACCCUUUCCCUGUGGAUUUAACUUCUUUAUAAGAAGUUUUAUUCCUUUUGGAUGAAGUGAUAACACAAUUUCCCCCAACUCGGUUGAGACAACCAUCAAGGAAACCUAAUUCACUACAGACAUUAUAAGGGGGAAAAAAAAAAAUCUUACAUGGAAUCUCUAAAAAAGCCAUUUGUGCAAAUGGCAAUGAAGUCUCAGGGCCCUGCAAUUAUACUAGUGAGUUGCCACCAGCUCCCUAACAUCUUUAUAGAUGUUCACUUUGCUAGUCUUGGAACAGCAUUCCAAUAGUUUUUCAUGAUGCAGUGGACAACUAACCUUGGCCACAGCUGCACACUUGCAUCUCUAGAAGAAUAGUUACAUUAUUGAAAUAAUUCAGCUAAAAUUCAGCAGAACUUUUUCAAACCUCACUGUUAAAAGUGAGUGAGCUGGCUUAAGGCAUAGAUAGGAAAAUUUGACCAGCCCAGUUAAUAAGGUGGUGCUGCACAGACUGCUUAGAAUGUGCUGUCAAAGCCAAUAUUGUAACUGCAUUCCUAAUAAAGCAUGGUCUUUGAAGUGGCUCUGUGGGACUACGUUUCUAGAACUGCAGUUUUUGAAUAGAAGCAGCUUAAGGUGGGCAGCCAUUAUUUGCACAGGACCUAGAUCUUUACGUACUUUAGCAGUACAUGAGAUACAAAAAAUUGCAGCAUUACUGAAUAGGGCAGGUUAACACAACUACAGCUAUUUAAUGAAAUUGAUUGGUCCAAGUUUCAGGAGUUCACUUACCAUGUCCGUACUGCUACCUUUUGCUUGCCGGAUGGUAACUUUAACAUGGUAUUUCUUGUCAAUCCACUGUCCUAUCUGUUUCGCCUUGGUCUCUAAGUCGUUUUUGGCAAUAGCUGAAGAAAAGGAUAGCUCCUUCUGAACCACCCCUGUUUAAAACAGAACUGAAACUGUGUUGGCUUAAUAUUUGACAAACCUGUAUUAGUUGCUCUUUUAACAGCUCAUGAUGCUUUGUCUGCUUAAGUCACUCCUCCCAUCCUGCUUUCUCAGCAGCCUGAUCUCACUGUCUCAACAUGCACCACUCUCACCUUAGAAGGUGGCUACUUGAUAUUCUCACACUCGUUGCUUUAACUGUCCAGACUUUGUUUUCCUAGCAGCAAAUGAGGAAGAGAGUGUUUCAUGACUACUGGUGACAAAUUAUAUCAUUAUAUUGGUGUAUCUGGUGCUCAGUUUGUAAAAAGAGCCUGUCACUAUGCCUUAGUAAAAGAACAGAAAUUCAGUGAGAGUUUAGUUAUAUUCACUCAAAUAAAAAUACUUUUCUAAAAAGUCAGCAGAUGCCAAAAUAGUAAAUCCUGAGAAGGCAAUAGAAGGCUUCUUUGUGGAAGACUAAUCCAAAAUUUUAUUUUCACCACUGCAAAUCCUUAAUAGCGUGGACUGCAGUGACAUUUCUUUGGAUUUACACAAAUACAAGUAAGAGGAUUUAAUCUGCUGGAACCACUUUUAAUGCAGCAUUUUUCAAAGUGCUCAGUGUUGUAGUGUCUACAAAGUACAUACCUGGUUUUGGACUUGCUUUUUUCUUCUCUGCACGUCUAAGCUGUUCUUCAUGGAUCUGCUGCCCAGUCAUUAGUCUGUACACUGGAGGUUCUACAUUCUCUUUAAGGAGAACGAGUUUCAGGUUAUGUUGAUCCAUAAGUUUGAGUGCAUCUGCUCGGUGCAUGUUUCCUAAGCUCUCUCCGUCCUGGUUGAUUACGUGCACAAUACGAUAGGGAAUUCUUCUCCCAACACUUCCAAAUGCUGUAUUCCUUUUUGGUUCUGUCUGAGAUUUUUCAUCUGUACAAAACGUCUGAGUAAGUGCAAACACAGUUGACUUUCUAGGGUCAGGUACCACUAUCCAGAAUGGAAAAAAGAACCACUUUUGUGGUGUCUGUGUCAGAAGAGUACCAAAGAACCUUUUUGCGUAUCUGUUCUCACUUCUGGUUGCUUGACAUAAAUGUUUCAUCGCACACAAGGCAGUCAUUCUGAGGAAGAAAUAAAAACAAGUUACCCCUAUCAGUCAGAUUCUUCUAGUUGUAUUAGCAAGACUUAACUCCAGCUCAGUAAACCCUAGUCCUUGAAACUACUCAUUUAAAAACAUGCAUGGUGUUACUAUACAGAGGGAUUUAACCCAGAGAGAAGUCUGACUAAGGAGCAAAAUUUAUGAGGAGUUGAUGUUAUCUUCAAUCUUACAAUCUGAGCCUGAAGUCCUUUAAAAGCAUCCAAUACUUCUAGUUCCUUUCUCCUCACUAGAGUAUCUACUUUAAGCUUGCUUGUGUAUGGAGAGAUUAGCCAAUGGUUAAGAGGGAGAUUUUGCUGUCAAAUAAAAAGGUAUGUCACACUUUUCAUAUUUUCAGUCCACAUUUUUUCAUGAAGUAUCUGAACACCAGAACUUUUUUCCUGGUUGAUACUUUUCUUUGGGAAGUUUUUCAUUUAAGCCACACAGAUUCUGAACCGCCCUAAUCAAACAGUGAAUGAAGUUGCAAUUUGUGCAACGUCCAACAUCUAGUCUGACUCUUCUGCGAUUUGUAAGGUUUUGGAAUUUCAAAGCUUUGAUCAUACAGAUUAAGAUUGUCAUGCAAAACCUUCACCUUGGCAUUGAAACUUUACAAAGUAACCACUACUAUACUUGAAAACAUGGUUUAUGCCUGGGUUAAAAACUCUUCCAUACUCUUCCAUGCACCUUGCUUCUCAUGGCACUGACCCCAAAUUAUGUCUUUUUCCCAAUUUUCCAAGUGUCAUUUUGUGAAAGUAAUCCAGGUAGUUACUUGGUCUUACAUGGAUUAAGGUUACUGAAAUCAUAUUAGUGCUUAAAAAAAAUCAGAAAAAAAGUUUCCUUACCGUCUUUUAAGCUCAAGUUCUACUGAUGCAGUCAUGUUUUAAAAGUGAAAACAGUGCCUGAAUUUCACAGAAUAUGCUGAGUUGGGAGAGACCCACAAGGAUCAUUUCAAACCUGUUUUAUCAGACAUUUAAAGUAUUCAUGACUUUCCCUUUUUUUCAUAAACAUUAAAUUGAGGGUGACACGUUCCCACUGAUAGUGAGAUGACUUUUUCCAGUUAUUUAAAUUAUUUAUGUAUCUUACAAACAAAGAGCAUGUACCUAUUUCACCAGAACUAGCUAAUAAAAACACCAAUAUUUUUCUUCUUCUUGAAUGAUGAAAAAAGCUUGUGGGGGAAAAAAGAGAAAAACAGACCUAUGACUUGCCUGCAAUACAUGGGCUGGCAAAAAAGAACAAGAUUCAUAUGUCCAAGAUCCACAUUUGCAAAUUAAAAUUUAAAUAAAUUGUUACAGGCAUCUAUCCUAGCACAAUAAUCAUGAAGCUAUAAACUUUCAAAACAAGCUUCAAAAUAUACCAGUGCUCGAAGACUAUUGAGACUGAUCUUUGAAACAUUUGUUCCACUGCAAUUUUUUCCCCAGUCUUCCCUGGUUCAUGGAAUACCCCAGGCAAUUGUGGUGCAGCUGACCAUUACUUCCAUUUUGCCCAGAACUGCAGAAAUUGGCCAUUUUCUAACAGCUGCACAGAACAUUACAUAUAAAGAGCAAAUUGCGAGUAUUAUCUGCAGUUUUGGUAUUCGAUGUUUAAAAGGGAGCAAGUACAGGAAAAGCUACAGAUGAUACAGGAAACCAAACACGUCAUACCACAGGAGUUGGCAAGAGCAUGACCUCUUUUGCCCAGGAAGGAAUGUGACUCCACUCUGUAAAUAUAUACAUGCAUACACGUAUAUAUCUCUACAUAUAUGACAUUGUGUAAACAUGUAUCCAUGUGCAUACAUGUAUGUGGAAAAGGUGCAAACCAUCAGCAAGAACAAGGAGCUAUUUAUAAUUCCAAGCAGUAUUAGCAAAGGAACAAGUAAAAUGACCUUCCUGUGAAUAAACUUAGUUUGGAGC
Messenger RNA from Myiozetetes cayanensis, 5859 nucleotides. RefSeq names its product general transcription factor IIIA (gene GTF3A). The record is from RefSeq and is a predicted model, not a curated record. Gene Ontology annotation, cellular component: nucleus. NCBI's taxonomy places the organism in Eukaryota, Metazoa, Chordata, Aves, Passeriformes, Tyrannidae. The transcript has 9 exons. The coding region runs from base 1 to 1092 and encodes 363 amino acids.